AGGACACGAUGGAAUGAGUUAAGCCUGGAGUCAAAGAGACAAAGGGGACGAAGACACGAGAAUGGAAAGAGAAAGCUGAGAACAUGGAGAGGAGAACAUAGAACAUGAGGCCAUGAAGACACUAGUGAAGCAGCAAGAACACGAGAAAAUGUGAAGACAAAAACCAGAUGAAGGCAUGAAAGUAGAAUGACAUGAAGACAGGAAGAAAUAAAGAUAUGAGGACACAAAGGGACAGACAUGAGGACAUGUAGAGCCUAAACCGGGUUUGAUUCUGUGACUGCAGACCGCUGAGGAGAUCGAUCAGCUGACUGUGGAUGAAGACCUGAACGACGUGGAGAGAGCCGUAUACCUGCUCAGCAUGGGUCAGGAGGUCCAGAGAGCCAGCGUCAUCAGCAACCUGCCGAGUCUCGUCCGUCAGAACCCGGCUGAGACUUUUCGUCGCGUUGUACCAAAAGUUCGGGACGUGUUGAAUGGCGCCGGUGCUGAGAUCCAGCUUGCUGCAGCAACCUCAUUUUUAACCAUCCUGCAGGAUGACAUCAUCCUGAUCCACACACACACCUACUCCAUCCUGAAGACGGUGCUGCUUCACCUGAACCACAGAGAUGCAGUGGUGAGCAGCGCCUGGCUGGAGACUCUGCUGUCGGCCAUCAAUGCUCUGCCCAAAGAGACCAUCAAACAGGAGGUGCUGAACCCUCUCCUCUAUCAGAGUCAGCUGUCUCACUCUCUUCAGGCCCGUCUGGCUGCCUGUCGCAUCUUAGGAAGAGCUUCCUGCAAGUUCGAUUCCCUCAUAGUGAAAAAGGAGCUGCUGCCAUUGGCCCGCUCUCUGUGUCGGGAUGUGGAACCAGAAGUCCGAGUCUGCAUGUGCCAUCAGCUGGAGAGCAUGGCCAGAGCCAUUGGGGUGGACGACACCAGAAGCGAGCUCCUUCCUGAGAUGCUGGAGCUGGCGGGGGAUGAGGAGGGCAGCGUUCGGCUGGCCGCCUUUGACAGCAUCAUCAGCCUGAUGGAGAUGAUGGACGGCGAUGACCGGCUUCACCUGCUGGUUCCUCUGGUGAUGUCAGCGUGCGAUGCCUCGUCACAGGUGGACGAAGGUGUCAUGGUGUCGCUGUCGUUCCAGUUUGGGAAGCUCUGCAGUGGACUGGCAGGUUCCCUGUCAGACGAGCAAAAGCGGCUCCUGCUGCAGAAGUUUCAGGUUCUGUGCAUGGCCGGACUGCCAGCUGACGAGAAUCAGAUGGAUGUUGGCGAGUCCACGUUGAUCCGCUGUAACUGCUGCUACAACCUGCCGGCCAUGCUGGCAUUUGUGGACCCCGCCCACUUCCUGUCCGAUCUCUACCCAUCUUUCUCGGGUCUUUGUAGCGACCCAGAGGUCAGCGUCCGCAGAAGUGUAGCAGCCGGCUUCCACCAGGUGGUGAAGAUGCUCGGCUCUAAUGUCCAUGUGGUCCACAAAGAGCUUCUGCUGCUGCUCCAGGACAAUUCACUGGAGGUUCUGGAUGCGCUGAUGAACCACCUAGAUGAAACUCUGGAGGUGGUUCUGUCCAGAGGAGACAAUCUAAUGGUAGACAACAAGCUCCAGGAGCUGUUGUCUGCGCUGCUGUCAGCUGAGCAGAAGGUCGGAUCAUCUCUGCGCUGGAGGCUGCAUGAGAAGCUGCUGCACCGCUACAGCUGCCUGUCUAGGCUGCUGCCCGGAGAACUGCUGCACCAGACGUUCUCUGCCCGGAUCUUCAUGAUCCUCACCACUAAUAAAGUGUUGCCGGUGCAGAAGGAAGCGUCUCGAACCUUCUGCACGUUCCUGCGCUACAACCGUAAGCAGGAGCAGCGUCAGGAGAUGAUGGAGCGACUGAUCCAAGAUCUUGCUCAAGGUCGCAGCUACUGGAACCGUCUGAGGUUCCUCGAUGUUUGUGAAAUCGCCACAGAGAUUUUCUCUAGAAAGUAUUUCAACAAACACUUCCUGAUCCCAGCGCUGGAACUAGUCCACGACCCUGUCGCCAAUGUCAGGUAUAAGCUCUGUCAGCUGUUGCCUCGGUUACGUUCGUCCCUCCGCCUGCCAGCGGACAAACUGCUGCUGCAGAAACUCGAUUUCUGCGUCCAGAAGUUUCUCUGUCGAGAGAAGGACAAAGAUGUUGUGGCCAUGAUCCGCAAGACAGUGUUGGAGCUGGACAAACUGGAUCUGUCUGAGCCUUUUCAUAAGAGACACGAGUGGGACCUGCUGGACCAGAAGAAGGAGAAGGAGGAGAUGCUGCUGCUGGAGAUGGAACAGCUGGAGCGGCAGCAGAGCGACGGAAAGCUUAACUCUGACAAACACAUGGAAAGAAAACGAAGGGACAGCAAGACCAGUCUGUCCUCCACGAAGUCCAUGUCUGUGUCCUCGUCAACAGGAAGCUCAACCUCCGGUAAAGAGACGAGGAAGGCUAAACUGUCUCGGAGUCGGUCCCUCAGCAGCCAGCCGACAUCGUCCAAACCCGCUAACUCAGACAGACCUCUGAAGGUCAAAGACCUCAGCAGUUCUUCGGGCCUUGGGAAGUCCACUAGAGAUGACUCACUAAGGACCGCCCACUUCACCUUGACAACCCAGUCCACCUCUUCCAUGCCAGUUCUGAUCCGAAGCAAAACUACCAGCCUCCUGGACCAGGCUAGUAUGCUGGAGCAGAGAGACCACAGAAGCAGCACACUGGACCACAGGUCCGCUACCAGAGACCACAGGAACAACAUGAUGGAGCAGAGAACCAGUUCCCUGGAGGAGAGAGAGCACAGAACCAGCACCUUGGAGCACAGGGAUCACAGAACCAGUACCUUGGGUCAGCGCAGUAAGACGAUGGAGCGUGGCUGUGGGAUGAAGGACAGUCAGUCCAGGAAGCUGUCCAUGAACAGGAAGUCCAGCUCUUUCCAGUCAGAGCGAGAAUGAAGAUGAUGAUGUCACCCUCCUACAUCAGGCCAUCAGCCAAUCAGCUGCCUGGGAGCAGUUUCAGGACGACACCCAGAAUGCAACGCGGCAGUGGACUCUGAAGCUAACUGAACCUACUGAGCACUGUGUAUUCUAACCGUCUCAUCACUUCAUCUGAUUGGUUCAGUAAACCUCACCUUCAGGUUGUUACCGUGAUCUUAUUGGACAACGACCACAGUGGGCAACCAAAGAUGAGUGGAACAUGAACAGAUGGAACUUAAAAAUUAUUUUAAAAUAAAAAAAACUGAAUGAAAACA
Fundulus heteroclitus (mummichog) is the source of this 3195-nucleotide messenger RNA. RefSeq names its product protein phosphatase 4, regulatory subunit 4 (gene ppp4r4). The transcript is spliced from 25 exons. NCBI's taxonomy places the organism in Eukaryota, Metazoa, Chordata, Actinopteri, Cyprinodontiformes, Fundulidae. Bases 359 to 2899 code for a protein of 846 amino acids. Gene Ontology annotation, molecular function: protein phosphatase regulator activity. Gene Ontology annotation, cellular component: cytosol; protein serine/threonine phosphatase complex. The record is from RefSeq and is a predicted model, not a curated record.